AUGGAUUUUGAUUCGAUUCUGGAAAUGUGUGACGGGUUUGGAGCGUAUCAGAAGAUCAUCAUAGGGGUGCUGCUGUUUCCGGCUACAUUUCCGUGUGCAUUUCACGCUUACAGUCAACUUUUCCUAGCAGCAAAACCCAACCAUUGGUGCAAGGUGCCGGAGUUUAGUGGAUUUCAAGGCCUUUCAUCGGAAGCUCUCAAAAACAUUAGCACGCCCCAGCUGUCACAUUCGGACGGUACGAUCGGAUACUCGAAAUGUUCCAUGUAUUCGCGCAAUUAUUCCGUGCUUGCUGAUCUGCUCCGGUUGAAGCAGGGUGGGGAGAAUGUCUCGCUAGAACAGCUACCACCACCGAACGGUAUUACGCCAUGCCGGUACGGUUGGAACUAUGAUCAAUCCAUCUUCAACUCCACCGUUGUGACCGAGUGGAAUCUAGUGUGUGACCGGGACUUUGACACCACCACGGCACUGAUGGUGUUCGGUGUUGCCGGGCUGAUCGGUAAUCUGGGAUUCGGCUACAUGCAGGACUACUGGGGACGCAAACUGUCCUUUUAUCUCUGUCUGGUGGUGCAGGUGACCGCCGGUGCAGUUGGCGCGGCCAUGUGGAGCUACGGAUCGUGGCUGAUGACGCGCAUCGUUGUAGGUCUCACCGUACCGGCCAUCUUGUCGAGUCCGUACAUGCUGGCAAUCGAACUGGUAGAACCGAAGCGUCGGAACUUCUGCACCAUCAUCUCCAACAUUGCGUACUCGGUCGGGUUGGUGCUGCUGUCGGUGAUCGUGUACUAUGAACGAGACUGGCGUUCCCUAUCAAUCGCUGUUUCCGUUCCGUUGCUGGUGCUCUUUCUGUUCUACACCUUAAUACCCGAAUCACCCCGUUGGCUUGCGGCACGUGGCAAGUACAGUCUGGCACAGGGAAUUCUCUUAAAAAUGGCCAGAGUGAAUGGUAAAACGAUCGACGAGAGCUACCGUCAGUUGCUGGACGAACGGAUUAAGGCUCUCUCGCUUGAGGAUGCUCCCGAUCCUGCCGCGAAUUCGCACGCAAACGAAAUAGGACUGCGGCACCUGUUCGCCAAACCACAGAUGCGUCGGAAGACAACGUUCGUGGCGUUCAUCUGGCUGACGAACACGAGCGUUUACGUGGGCCUUAGCUAUUACGCGCCGGCUCUGGGUGGUGAUGAGAUCUUUAACUUUUUUCUAGCCGGUUUAGUCGAAUUGCCGACGUACAUUGUGCUGUGGCCGAGCCUGAACCUGUUCGGACGUCGGGGUGUGCUCUUCACGACGAUGGUCAUCGGUGGGCUGGCCUGCGCACUAACGAUUGUUCCGCAAGGUCGUACCACAACACUCAUUCUUUACUGCAUCGGUAAAAUGGGUGUCUCGUCGGCGUUCGUUGUCGUUCCGCUGACCGCCUCGGAAAUAUAUCCCACCGUUGUACGCGGCUUGGGGAUGAGCUUUUGCUCCGUGGUUGGAAUGCUUGGUCCAAUCGUAAUACCACUGAUGAACUACACGGGAAAGGAAAACGUUGCCAUUCCGCUGGUGAUCAUGGGUCUCGCCUUAACGGCCGGUGGUAUUGCGAGUUUGUUUCUGCCGGAAACGAAAAAUAUGCCACUGCCGCAAACGCUAGCCGAUGGGGAGAAGAUCACACUGACUAACCCGUUUCAGGAACCGUUCUACAGAAGGAAGCGGACGCACGUCGUAAAACCGUAG
Messenger RNA from Anopheles marshallii, 1701 nucleotides. RefSeq names its product beta-alanine transporter. Gene Ontology annotation, molecular function: transmembrane transporter activity. Gene Ontology annotation, biological process: transmembrane transport. Lineage: Eukaryota; Metazoa; Arthropoda; Insecta; Diptera; Culicidae. The transcript has 8 exons. The coding region runs from base 1 to 1701 and encodes 566 amino acids. The record is from RefSeq and is a predicted model, not a curated record. Gene Ontology annotation, cellular component: membrane.